AUGAAAUUACAGGAAAGUAUAGUACUGUAUCUUUCGUCUGUCAAAAUAUAUCUGUAUAUAUUUUUGAGGUGCUUAAUUAAUGUAUUUAUUUAAAUAAAUUAUAUUUGUAAACAAUGUCAAGACAGAAGUUUAUGAAUAAAGCGCUUAUGUAUCAGUAUGAUAAAGAAUUAGCUUCAGCAUUUCAAGCAGACUGUGAAAUAUUUCUAGACGAAUUUGAAAAAUAUCAGUCUUUUAGAUUUAUGGAUUUUCAGCAAGUGUGGCACCAACAAAAAUUUUCAUUUAUAUUCGCGGGACAAGUAUAUGCAUUACUAUUACGAGAUUUUUGUGAAAAUUGUUUUUACGUGGUGAAAAAAUAUAUAAUGUUUCCAAGAACACUAUAUACACAAAUAGGAGCUUUUUAUUUAUUAUAUUCAAUUUAUUAUAAACAACCGUUAAGGACUUGGGUAAAAAUUAGAUUAACCUUUGAUGAAUACCAGAAAUUAUAUGAACUCAUUACAGAAAUGAGUCAUAGGCAGCAAAUUGAUGUUUGCUACAUUUUCAGUAAAAUGCAGUCGGAAGGAGCAUUUCUCUAUGUAGCUCAUCGUAAACCGUUAGGCCCAGAAGAUAGGUUUGUUAAAGAUGUACAAAUGUAUAUAAAUGAUACUUUCACAUACUCAAAAACACAAAGUGCAAUUACAAAGUUUAAAGACUUACAAGAUAAAUCUGGUUUAAUUUCAGAAAUUGAAUCUACCAAUAAAGAAUAUUCUGAACUACUUCAGAAAUAUGCAGGAAAAUGUUCUCAAUUAAAACCAUUUUCAAGUACUCUAAUUGAUGAAAUACAAGCUGCAUAUACAAAUUUUCAAAACGACGGGAAGAAUUCAAACAGUAAUGAAGAGACUACAGUAAAAAAAAGUGAAAUUCAGACAUCCAAACAUUCUAUUAAAAAUAAAGCAAUGCUGAAUAAAAAUGCGGUGUACAGAGCGUCUAAAAGAGUUAAAACCGCUGUUGAUACUACGGAUGAAAGUGAUUCAAACUAGGCAUUAUUGUGAUAAAAUAAUGAUAAAGUUUAUUUUAAUAAAAAAACAAAUGAA
Messenger RNA from Diorhabda carinulata, 1070 nucleotides. RefSeq names its product snRNA-activating protein complex subunit 1-like. Gene Ontology annotation, molecular function: sequence-specific DNA binding. Gene Ontology annotation, cellular component: snRNA-activating protein complex. The transcript has 4 exons. Lineage: Eukaryota; Metazoa; Arthropoda; Insecta; Coleoptera; Chrysomelidae. Gene Ontology annotation, biological process: snRNA transcription by RNA polymerase III; snRNA transcription by RNA polymerase II. Bases 114 to 1016 code for a protein of 300 amino acids. The record is from RefSeq and is a predicted model, not a curated record.